AUGGGGCAUAAGCUGCUUUCAUGGUUUAUAUUUGCCUCAGUUUUCACAGUAGCCUACGUUGUUGAUGCACAAUGGAGUGUCACCGGCAUGACGGGAGUCACUUCUAUGCACGCAAUGAUGGUAACACCGACGACGAUAAUAAUCAUCGACAAAGCCGAAAACAACCCAGCCGCGGUAUUACCUGAUGGUACAACAACUUGGGCAGCCGAAUAUAAUCUCGCAACUAAUAAAUUCCGACCGCUCAAAUUAUCCACAAACACUUUUUGCUCGGCCGGAGCAUUCUUUGGCAAUGGUACAUUCCUAUCGACUGCCGGUGGUGAACCAAGCAAGGUUGUUACUGCAUCCGAUGGUUACCGUGGCAUUCGUUAUUUUCAACCAUGUCAAGAUGGCACCUGCCAGAUCGUCGAAACUCCUAGUUUGCUGAGCAGUGCUCGAUGGUAUAAUGCCAUGGUUACUAUGCCAACCGGUGAUAUUCUCAACUUUGGUGGUUCUACCCAGUCAACUGGUGCCAACUCUGCAAACAAGAAUAACCCGACUUUUGAGAUACAUAGUCCCAAUGGAAAUAACAAAGCAUCCCCAAUUCAGUUUUUAGUCGACACCCUCCCGUACAACCUUUACCCAUUCAUCCAUGUAAUUCCAAACGGCUUAUGGCAAGGCUACUAUUUCAUUUUCGCAAAUAAAGCUUCAGUCAUAUACGACAUUACAAAGAACGUAGCAGUAAAAGCACUUCCUGAAGCACCUGGUGGUAUUCGCUCAUACCCGUGCACUGGUGCAGCGACCCUGCUUCCGCUCGAUUACCUAGACAAUUACAAUCCCCAAUUCCUUGUCUGCGGAGGACAAAGCAUUUUCAACCAGUUCACCAACCCUGCCGAGAAUACGUGCGCUAGAACAAACCUUGGUUCUCCAAACCCAACAUGGGAAGCUGACGAUUUUGGAGGCAUACCCAGAGUCAUGCCUGAUGUCGUUCAUCUUGCGGAUGGGUAUAAUGUGUUGUUCUUGAAUGGAGCAUCUCUUGGACAAGCUGGAUAUAUUACCGGUGGAGGCACGCUCCUGGCUAGUAAACCUGCAUUCACGCCAGUUCUUUACAGCAUGAAUAAGCCUCUGGGACAACGAUGGACUCAGCUUACCGCAACUACUAUUCCUAGAAUGUAUCAUUCGGUUGCCAGUUUGAUUCCUGAUGGCUCUGUCUGGGUGUCUGGAAGUAAUCCCAAUGAGAACUACAAUACUGGUGGGGCAUUCCCGACUGAAUUUCGUGUUGAAAUAUUCACUCCACCAUAUCUUUCGGGUAACGCACGUCCACAGAUAACUGCGUUUAAGAACCAAACAAGUCUCAAUGUAUCUCCCAUAAAAGUGUCUUACAACGAGGCCGUUCCUAUAACCUAUACUCUUACCGGAACUCCUGGCACAAUCACAGCUACUAUAGUACAACCUGGUUUUCACACUCACUCCCAAGCAAUGUCGAUGAGACUCGUUCAUCUCCAGAUAACUAACAUUGCAUCGUCUGGACAAAAUACUUUUACUGCCAACAUAUAUAUGCCUCCUAAUAGUUUCAUCUUACCGCCUGGACCACAUUACGUCUUUAUUCUGAAUAAUGGUACCCCAUGUACAAAGGCUGUAUGGGUUCUUAUCGGAUAA
This is a messenger RNA of Paraglomus brasilianum, 1635 nucleotides long. The record is from the annotation of a GenBank genome assembly. Lineage: Eukaryota; Fungi; Glomeromycota; Glomeromycetes; Paraglomerales; Paraglomeraceae.